AUGGUAUCCCAAGGAGCUAAGCCCGAGGAGUUGAAUAAUGGCUCUGGCUCGGGUGCUCCUGAGAAGAUGACGAAGAGGGGACCUCCUGACCUGGCAACUUAUCUCCAACGGAUGGACAAGACCCCCCAUGGUCCAGCCCUUAGGGCGAUCCACGAACUGUUCAUCAAACGCGCUACUCGCGAUGAUGAUUUCCUUCGCAGGACCAAGAAUAGAUUGAUAGAGAUGUCUGUGGUCGCGUUCGAGAGGGCUGAGGUAAUUACCCAAGAUUGGAUCACUAGAUUCAACGAGAAGUACGAAGGUGUCGUUAAGGAGAGCUUGGGAGAAGAUCAUGACGUGCUGGAGAAGGAAAAGGCUGUUCUCGCUAGCAACACCCAGACCUUGGUGCACCGGCAGCUCAUUAACUUGCAAGACCUUCUUAAGGCUGAGAAAGAACGCUCCAAGAGGCUUCUCAACAGAACUGAAAAGGUGGUAUAUAAAAAACAUCUGGCAACUAAGGCGGCUGAUGACAAGGAGCUCUUGAAGCUUUUCAUCAAAUUUUAUGGAACUUAA
Venustampulla echinocandica is the source of this 549-nucleotide messenger RNA. RefSeq lists its product as uncharacterized. The record is from RefSeq and is a predicted model, not a curated record. Bases 1 to 549 code for a protein of 182 amino acids. NCBI's taxonomy places the organism in Eukaryota, Fungi, Ascomycota, Leotiomycetes, Helotiales, Pleuroascaceae. The transcript has a single exon.